This is a messenger RNA of Erinaceus europaeus (western European hedgehog), 2785 nucleotides long. RefSeq names its product zinc finger protein 709-like. The transcript has 6 exons. The coding region runs from base 554 to 2161 and encodes 535 amino acids. Gene Ontology annotation, biological process: negative regulation of transcription by RNA polymerase II. Gene Ontology annotation, molecular function: DNA-binding transcription repressor activity, RNA polymerase II-specific; RNA polymerase II cis-regulatory region sequence-specific DNA binding; DNA-binding transcription activator activity, RNA polymerase II-specific. The record is from RefSeq and is a predicted model, not a curated record. NCBI's taxonomy places the organism in Eukaryota, Metazoa, Chordata, Mammalia, Eulipotyphla, Erinaceidae. Gene Ontology annotation, cellular component: nucleus.
AAUAGCUGGCGGAUCUUUCUCGUGAGUAGCCAUCUAGAAGCUUCAGCAGUUAAAGACCUACACUUCUACCAGCCUCAGCUUCCAGUUGGCUUACUCCUGCUUGCUCUAUUUUCUGCUGGUUGGACAUAAGGCAUGCAGCACUGUGACCUCACACCCUGGGAACUUGAUGCUGCCCAUUGUGCAGUGUGUGCAGAUCGCACGCUGCAGCCUGAUUCCUGGAGCGCAGUGGCCUCUGCUGCUCUGGAGGCUGCAUGUAGGCACCCUGUGCAUGCUGAGACCCAUUUUCCUCUGCUCUUUGUAGUUCUUGCAGCUGACAUGUCAUCAGGUGAAGAGACUGCACUGGUGUCUCUAAAGACUAUUUUAAAGCUGCAGCUGUUAUUAGUCCAGAUAUUCUCACCUGAGAAUGAAAGAGAAGAAAGAAGCCACAGGCUCUCUGGUGCCAUACUGUCCAGUGAAGAGGCUGUGCUGCUGUAUUUAAAACAGCGUCUCAAGCUAUUGCUGUGAUUUAUCUUUCAUUUUCUGGCCUGAAAGACAUUCAGGGAAAGAGGAAGAGAUGGCAGUUUCUUGGGCCUCAGUGACUUAUGAAGAUGUAACUGUGAUAUUCACUCAAGAGGAGUGGGCACUAUUAAAUCCUGCAGAGAAGAAACUCUACAGAGAUGUGAUGUGGGAAAACUUCAGGAAUUUUCUUGCAAUAGAAGUACAAGAACAUUCCACCAAAGAGCAGAAUAACUUGCAUGGGAGUAAACAAAGUAAUACAGCAAUGAAUAUCUUUGAGGCCAAAGAAAAUCAUAAUGGUAGAAAAUCUCAAGAAUGUGAAGUAUACAACAAAUUAUUCACUUAUUCUAUUCAUCUUCAAAAACAUGAAAGAAUUCACAGUGGAGAGAAGCCCUAUGAGUGUAAACAAUGUAGUAAAACAUUCAGUUGUUCCAGUAAUCUUCGGACACAUGAACGGACUCACAGUGGAGAGAAGCCCUAUGAAUGUAAACAAUGUAGUAAAACAUUCAGUUGUUCCAGUAAUCUUCGGACACAUGAAAGAAUUCACACUGGAGAGAAACCCUAUGAAUGUAAACUAUGUAGUAAAACAUUCAGUUGUUCCAGUACUCUUCGGACACAUGAAAGAAUUCACACUGGAGAGAAACCCUAUGAAUGUAAACAAUGUAAUAAAACAUUCAGACGUUCCAGUAAUCUUCGAUUACAUGAAAGAACUCACAGCGGGGAGAAACCCUAUGAAUGUAAACUAUGUAGUAAAACAUUCAGCUGUUCCAGUACUCUUCGGACACAUGACAGAAUACACAGUGGAGACAAACCCUAUGAAUGUAAACUAUGUAGUAAAACAUUCAGUUGUUCCAGUAAUCUUCGGACACAUGAAAGAAAUCACAGUGGAGAGAAACCCUAUGAAUGUAAACUAUGCAGUAAAAUAUUCAGUUGUUCCAGGACUCUUUGGAAACAUGAAAGAAUUCACAGUGGAGAGAAAUCCUAUGAAUGUAAACAAUGUAGUAAAACAUUCAGUCAAGCCAGUCAUCUUCAGAAACAUGAAAGAAUGCAUAGUGGAGAGAAACCGUAUAAAUGUAAACAAUGUAGUAAAACAUUCAAUUAUCUCAGUCGUCUUCAGAGACAUGAAAAAAUUCACAGUGGGGAGAAACCCUAUGAAUGUAAACAAUGUAGUAAAGCAUUCAGGGAUUCGAAUUCUCUCCGAUUACAUGAAAGAACUCACAGUGGAGAGAAACCUUAUGAAUGUAAACAAUGUAGUAAAACAUUCAGUCAAGCUGGUCAUCUUCAUAUACAUGAAAGAAUUCACAGUGGAGAGAAACCCUAUGAAUGUAAACAAUGUAGUAAAACAUUUAGUUAUUCCAGUCAUCUUCAGAGACAUAAAAGAAUUCACAGUGGAGAGAAACCCUAUGAAUGUAAACAAUGUAGUAAAGCAUUCAGCUGUUCCACUUCUCUUCGGAUACAUGAAAGAACUCAUAGUGGAGAGAAGAACCCCUAUGAAUGUAAACUAUGUAGUAAAACAUUCAAUUGUCCCAGUCAUCUUCAGAUACAUGAAAGAAUUCACAGUGGAGAGAAACCCUAUGAAUGUAAACAAUGUAGUAAAGCAUUCAGGUAUUCUAAUUCUCUUCGGUUACAUGAAAGAACUCACAGUGGAGAGAAAGAAACAAUGUAGUCAUUCGUAUAAGCCAGUUUUCUUUGGAGAAAUGAAAGAUCUCACAGUGGAGAGAAACCCAGUGAAAGUAAACAGAAAAACAUUGAUUUAAGCCAGUCAUCUUUGUCAACAUGAAAUACCUCACAAUGGAGAGAAACUUGAUUGUUUACAUUGAGCAGUUCUCUGGUAAUAAAAAGAAAAAAAAAUUCUUUUCAGUGUAGACAUUUUAGAAUGACUUUACAGACCUAGGAAGGAACUUGUACUGGAGAGACCAGUGACUGUAAAACAGUAGAAUAAUAAUGAAUGCUAUAAUAUAUAAAUCUUUUUUUUGCAUAUGUGUAGUGGAAAAGUACAUUUUACCUCUAAAUUUCUCUUUUUAUAAUUUGUAUUUAAAAUACUUUUAUUUGGUAAGACAGAGAGAAACUGGGAGGUGGUAGUAUGAGAAAUAGAACCACCUUCAACACUGUCUGACAGUUUGUGAAAGCUUUUGCCCUGCAUGUGGACACGGGGCUUUUACCCAUAUCCUUGUCUAUAGUAUCUAAUUUUGAUUAACAAGUUGGAAGUUUGAAACAGUCUUACCCACUCUACCCCCUUCUCUGUUGAUUUUUCUCUAUCCUAUUAAAGAAAAUAAAGUGUUAAAAAUUA